UUCCCCAACCUGACAUUUUGAGUGUUUAGUUUGGACUUAACGCCUGAAAGGACGUGCAGGAAACACGUCUAGAGACCCGAUUAAAGCCUAAGCUACUUUUCUACACCCGUGAAAACAACAAGAGGAUUUUCACAGCGUCCAUCUGUCAGUCGAUAAACUAGCUGGCUAAAACUAGCUAGCCGAGUCUUAGACAUAUCGGCCUACUCCGAAAGGCCUUAAGAUGUUAAAUAGUUUAACAUAAAGACCUCCAGGAUAACAAAAACAGUUGAACCUGCGACCUGCUUAUAGGACGAGAAACGGAGGGGAAGAAAAGAAUCCGUUCCGGAAAUGCUCAUAAACUCCAUUCAUUUCUGUUUCCCAUAAAACAAAGAAGGGCCUGAUGGGUUGCCAAAUGGAGUUAAAAUGCUUUUGGACUCACACGGGUGCCAUGACGUACACACCCGCCCCUGUAGAAAGGCACACAUGCGAGGGGGCCGUGUGUGUACAUACAGCCAUCUGAAGGACUCCAGACCUCAGCAUCUUCACAUGGAUACGGAAAUACUCGAGUGUUCACAAUAUUUCUGCAGAAGAGACCAUUUUUUCCCCCUGGGAUGAGUUAAGUUCAGAAGAAUGAGUUGUCAUUUAGGCCAGAAGACCACAAGAGUGCCGGUUUUGUUCUUGAUCUUCAUAAUUACGAUCUUUUAUUAGACGGACCAUCCCAGCGGGCGCUGGGGCUCCUGCUGAGACUGUGGCAGAGUUUUCAUUCCAUUGUUUCCUUUUCAGUUUGACUCAUUAUUUCCCUUCACCCCUCCAUUGUUUAAUAUACUUUUGUUUAACAUUUUUUAUUUUCUUGUUUAGUUUUUUUUUGGAGAGGGUGCCUUUAUUUUUGACUCACGCAUUCACUGAACACUUGAGUGCUUUGAAACGUUUACCUUGUUCUUAAGGAAAAGUACUGUAAGUCAGGUAACUGGGCUUCCUGCAUCAGUGACUGCUUUGUUUGCUGCUGUUUCUCUUCAUCCUCUCCGUCUACAAUCGCCGAAACACAGAAGCGGUUUGCACUAAAUGAGCUUUCAAUUGAUUUUAUUUUUAUUUUUUUUAAGCGUUCUCCUUUCUGCUAAAUCGUGUCAUAUUCAAGCCAUAUAAAUUUAUAUUUUUUGGACAGAACUAUAGAUCUAUUUUAUCACAGUUCAAUCAUAUAAUCGUAUUUUUAUGCAUAAGCACACACCUGCACUGUGUCCAUCAGAGUGUUCAUGAACAUUUUUUGGUUCAUGUGCACCUUGAAUUUUAAGGCUUUUUUUUUUUUUUUUACAUUUCGUUGUAUAAUUUAUAAUGACCAUAUUUAAUUGUUUUUAUUAUUCUCCAUCAACGGUUACUACGGAAGUAAUUUUUUACAAUGAUAACGCUUUAAUCCUGUAGCUCGGCGAGCGGACGACGAGCGCUAGUUUUUCCGUUCCCCGACCCGUCCGCUUUUAGCCUUCGGUUUUCUCCCCAAUGCCUGCCGGUCUCAGUGUGGGUGGGGCUCUCGGAGACCCCUCCCCUUCGCACCGCUUUCGUCCCAGUCGCUAUGUGCCUGUAUCAGCGGCGACUGUUUUCCUUGUUGGGGCUACAACGCUUUUCCUAUGCUUCACUGGUCCUUGGCUGGCCGAGCGUUUCUCUUCUUCCAUUCCUGUCUGCAUCGCCGUGGUCUUCCUCUUCACUCUGGCCAACUUUUGCAUGGCUACGUUUAUGGACCCAGGCAUCUUCCCUAGAGCGGAGGAAGAUGAAGAUAAGGAGGAUGACUUCCGGGCUCCUCUUUAUAAGACGGUGGAGGUGAGGUGUAUUCAGGUGCGCAUGAAAUGGUGUUCCACGUGCCGCUUUUACAGACCCCCCCGAUGCUCGCACUGCUCCGUGUGUGACAACUGCGUCGAGGAGUUUGACCACCACUGUCCAUGGGUGAAUAACUGCAUAGGAAGGCGGAACUACCGUUAUUUCUUCCUGUUCCUUUUAUCCCUCACUAUACACAUAAUGAGUGUGUUUGGAUUCAGUCUGCUGUACAUCCUCUAUCACACCGAAGAGCUGGAUGAAGUGCAUUCUGGAGUUACCAUGGCAGUGAUGUGUGUCGCAGGUCUUUUCUUUGUCCCAGUGGCAGGACUCACUGGAUUCCACAUUGUCCUGGUAUCCAGAGGAAGAACAACAAAUGAACAGGUUACGGGGAAGUUCAGAGGGGGCGUCAACCCGUUUACACACGGAUGUUGUAAAAACGUGUCUCAUGUGCUCUGUAGCUCACAAGCGCCAAGGUACAUAGGGAGGCUGAGGCAGACCCAGACACUUCAGGUCCAACCUCCAUUUCUGCGGCCUCAACUUUCAGAAGCACAGCUCUCUGCUAAAGUGCUGGACAAUGGGAUCCAGCAGUCUAAGAGCAGUCUGGAGGCCAUGGAAAGUCAGUCUACAGACAUUGAGCCGCCACCACCUCCUAAACCAGAUCAUCGAUUCCAAGGGCUGCAUCACACACACAAUGAAGAGAGCAGUCUUUUGACUGAAGCUCCACCCACACCGGCAUUAUAUAAAUAUCGACCGUCCUAUAGCAGUCCGGGGAAAAAACACACGUAUUCCACGCACAAGAUGAAUCGGGGGGACAGUGUGACAGAGUCGCCCUCCGUCCCCCUGUCAACCGGGCACGCCAGCUAUCGCUCGGAGCCUAGUCUUUCGGGCCGGGGGAUUUCUGGGUGGCGACCAGGAGGGGGAGGGGAGGGAGGCAGAGCAGGCUCGGGGGGAACGGGUGGGCCGUCUGCUCUCGGAGGGCGGUCUUAUCCUUCCUUCACCGACACAAUCCUUCACUCAGCGGUGGCCUCGUGCUCCUCCAGCAUCCGCUCUGCUCAGACGACCCACAAUGCACUCGGGCCACUGCUGUCUGAAGGCACGACUUCUACCAGCUAUAAAAGCUUGGCCAAUCAGACACGGAACGGCAGCCUGUCCUAUGACAGCCUGCUGACGCCUUCGGAGAGUCCGGAGUUUGAAUCGGCAGCUCCUGAGUUGUCCCCACCCAGGCCGGCUCCCCCACGCUCGCUCGGUUCUACUCCCGCGGCGCCACCCCUCAUGGGUUACACCUCACCGUACUUGUCUGCUCAGCAGAGGGAGGGCUCUCUCCAGGCCUGUCCUGCCCCCCUAAGACCCUCCCCCAACAGACCUUUCCUGCGCCCCACGAGCCCACCCCCUUCCCGAGCUCCGCCCCUGUCUCCUCGUGCUCGCUCUUUGGGUUCGCCGCCUCCUGGUCCCACCCCAGGAAGCAAUCCUAUGGGCAAAUCAUUGUCCUACGCAGGUGGAGCGGAGUUACGGCAAUGCCCAAAUAACACAGGCGGUGGGACUUCCACAUCAAACUCUAGGCAGAGACUAACCAAUCCCAGCAGCCACAUGCACAAACCUGGCGGUGGCGUAAAGAAAGUGAGCGGUGUCGGAGGAACAACAUAUGAGAUUUCAGUAUGAGGUUUUUUAUUUUACUGUUUUUUUUUUUAUAAACGACGCACAGGAUUCACUCUCGUCUUCUGCUGCGAGGACGAACGGAAAGCAGAUCAUCCGUGUAAGCCAAAAAAAAAUUACAAAGACUCAAAAAAAACUCAUCAUUGAUCCAGGAGGAAGAAAUGCAAAAAAAAAAAAAAAAAAGUGGAUAAGUGUCUGGCUCAAGUUUCUUAUUCGUGAUGAAUCUCCGUGAUUUAAAAAAAAAUAUUUAAAAUCCAAAAAAGCCGAUUUGUCCAGACUUUGCUGUUUGAACGAUUACUCAGACUCCAAUGGAACUCAAAAUCACAAGCGGUUUUCCCUGCAUACUCUGGACUAUCAUUUGACUUGUAUUUUUUACGUUUCUUUUUUUUUCUUUAUAUUAUUUUAUACAGGUACUGAUACAGUAUAUUGUAAGAUUUAUUAAAUAUGUUUGAUAGGAAUGCCAACAAUAGUAGCACAUAGGCACAGCAUUUGAGUUUGUUUGUUUGUUGGAUAUAAUAGACGGCUGCAUCAGCCAGUCAGAACCGGAGCUGGAGUUCACAGCCAAAGAGACAAGUGUAGUCAGGGACCUGCUUUUUGACAGACAGCACACUUGGCAAAUAGGAGCGAGUGCAACAUCUGAAUCAUUACAGCACAAUAAAAACAAUCUGGAUGCUGUACGCAUUUUUGUGAAAGACGACGGCUCCUUUCUCUUUUAUUCAUCAAUCAGGAAGGAAGCAUUUCAAUCAUUGGCCAGACGAGAGUGCUCUGGUCCUGUGUUAAUACAUGCUGGAUGCACUGUUUGUAUGCCACUGAGACAGGAGAACCGUUCAUGUUCUUGUUUUAAUUUUAUUGGUCCAGAGCUGGAUUAUGAAGUGUUUUCUGACCAUACUCACUUUGAAGUUUGCAUUGGUGUGUGUGUGUGUGUGUGUGUGUGUGUGUGUGUGUGUGUUGAAUGCGUAUGAGAAAACGGCAGAGAAAGAAUUUUUGAUGUCUCAAACUACUCUACUAGAGCACAUUCCAGCUGUGAACCUCUUCAGAGACCCUGCUAAGAAAAGUGUGUGUGUGUGUGUGUGAGCGAGUGAGGGACGUAAAGAGAAUAUGUAAGUAACACGUUUAAAGCUUUGAGGUCCAAGGACCUGUGACUGGUCAGCGCAACAUAAAAGAGCUUAUGCAUUGACACACACGAGUAUUUUUUUGUAUUUUUACUGAUAGCUUUUUGUCAUUUCCACCACGGCCUUACGAAGCCUUUUAACUAAUUUACCUGCACGCAUUAACAGGACGAUGAUUAAAGGUGAAGGUUGGUUAUUUUGUUUGCUUGUUUUUUUUUUUUCUACCUGUCUGUAUUACUGUAAUGCAGAUAUCACUGGGUCACAUGAGCCAACACAUUUCCAUCAGAACAAUAAAUAAUAUUGCAACACCGAAA
Molecule: messenger RNA, 4858 nt
Organism: Silurus meridionalis
Lineage: Eukaryota; Metazoa; Chordata; Actinopteri; Siluriformes; Siluridae
Gene: zdhhc5b
Product: zinc finger DHHC-type palmitoyltransferase 5b
Exons: 12
Coding region: 1471-3441 (656 amino acids)
Biological process (GO): protein palmitoylation
Molecular function (GO): palmitoyltransferase activity
Source: RefSeq, a predicted model, not a curated record